Arachis stenosperma is the source of this 594-nucleotide messenger RNA. RefSeq lists its product as uncharacterized. The record is from RefSeq and is a predicted model, not a curated record. The transcript has a single exon. Lineage: Eukaryota; Viridiplantae; Streptophyta; Magnoliopsida; Fabales; Fabaceae. The coding region runs from base 1 to 594 and encodes 197 amino acids.
AUGACGAACCUUGCAAACACCAUGAAAGCUAACGCUGUUGCGACUCUGCAAGCUGUGCAGAGGUUAGGCCAACCGGCCAGAAAUGAAAAUGGGAAUGGCAAAGGAAAUGCGGAUGACAAUGCUGAAGUGAGCGGAGACAACAUGGGAAGUGCUCCGAUGACCUUGGCGACUUUUCUCAAGGUUCAUCCGCCAAGUUUCAGAGGUUCAACAAAUCCCACAGAAGCAGACAACUGGUUCCAAGCUAUGGAGUGCGCGCUGCAGGCACAGCAUGUCCCGCACAAUCAAUACGUAGAGUUUGCUGCUUAUCAGCUUCGGGAAGAGGCCCAGCAUUGGUGGCAAGUAGAGUGUCGCUUGUUACAACUUCAAAACGCCGACGUUCCUUGGGAUGUGUUCCAAACGGCCUUCUACAAGAAGUAUUUUCCUGAGUCUGCAAGGGAAGCAAUGGAGAUAAAACUUAUGCAGCUGAAGCAAGGUUUCUUGUCUGUGGCAGAUUAUACGAGCAAGUUUGAGGAAUUCUGCAGGUUCUCUAGGGUGUGUCAGGGUGCCCAGAGGCCUAUAAAAGUUGGAAGUGUGUCAAAUAUCAAAGUGGUUUGA